Geodia barretti is the source of this 537-nucleotide messenger RNA. The record is from the annotation of a GenBank genome assembly. NCBI's taxonomy places the organism in Eukaryota, Metazoa, Porifera, Demospongiae, Tetractinellida, Geodiidae.
AUGGACAGACAACUAAUUAUUUCCGUAAUAGGCGAGAGCAACGCGCGACCGCACAUUGCUGCGCUAGCUGAGCAGGUCGGCAUUGAGCUUGCCAAUCGCGGUGUCACGAUCGUGUGUGGCGGCCUUGGCGGCGUGAUGGAGGCGGCUUGCAGGGGCGCGAAGUCGGCAGGCGGCACGACUAUAGGCAUCAUGCCGGGCGACAAUCCGCUUACUGCCAACGACUACAUAGAUGUCCCCAUAAUUACCGGCAUCGGCUACGCGCGCAAUUCCGUCGUGGUCAAGACGGGAAUGGCGGCUGUGGCGGUUGGCGGCGCGUAUGGCACGCUUUCCGAGAUAGGGCAUGCGCUUGGAGAUGGAAUACCCGUCGUGGGGCUGGAGACAUGGGAAAUGACGCGCAGCCGUGAGCCAGCCGACAGCGCCAUCAUUCGUGCCGUGGACGCUGCCGAUGCCGCUGAGAAAGCGAUCGCCGCCGCAAAGCAGCGACUGGCAGAUAUUGCCGCAGGCAGAUCGACCAUGCCUGAGAUAUAUAACAGAUGA